Molecule: messenger RNA, 903 nt
Organism: Closterium sp. NIES-65
Lineage: Eukaryota; Viridiplantae; Streptophyta; Zygnematophyceae; Desmidiales; Closteriaceae
Source: the annotation of a GenBank genome assembly
AUGCAGGGUCUAGAUUCCAUCCGGCCUGUUCCAGCGGGCCCCGCGGAGGGCAAACCGUCACUCACUGCGCCCGCGCCAGCGCCGGAAGCCGCCAGCCAUGCUAUCGCGGAAGAACAUGCGGGCGCCGCCAGCGGUACGAGCGGCGCGGAAGGCGGCGCCCCCGCAACGUCGGCGCCUGGCGGAAGGGGACAGCGGGGUGGGCGAGGGCGACAGCGGGGUGGUCGAGGGCGCGGAAGGGGAGGGGCGGGCGCGGAGAGCGGAGGGGAUGGAGGAGAGAGCGGGAGCGGUGAUGUGACCAACCAUCUCGGCGGAAAUGCGGAGGUCAGCGGCGGAGACGGAGGAGGCGGAGGCGGGGGAGGGUGCGGAGUUAUGGGGGGAGGCGUGACGGGAAGUCGUGGCGGCGCGGGUGGCGGCGCGCAGUGCUCGUGCGUGUCGUUUUCCCCGGAGAUGCAGCGCGCUUUCUUCGAGCUGCACGCGCUGCGGCUCGGAACGGACAAGGCGACGUACGGCGACACACUCGAGUGGCUGCUGAACGCCGCGAAACCCGCUAUCGAGCAGCUUAAAACGGGGACGGGAGGAGUGGGGGCAGGAGGCGGGGCGCGUUCCGCUAAGAGCGGCAAGAGGAGAAACCGCAAUCGACGUAAACAGGGGCAGAUGGGGGAUCAGCAGGGCGCGGGAGGGGAGGGGGGAGCGGAGGGCGGAGCGGGAGGAGCAGAAGGAGGGGGUGUAGGAGGGGGGGAGGGAGGGGGAGUGGGAGGGGGGGAGGGAGGGGGAGUGGGAGGAGCAAGUGCGGUGCUGUUGUGUGUGAUGCACGAGAGUGCGGUGCUGUUGUGUGGUGCUGGCUCGGUGGGUGCAAAAGAGGAGAGUGUGUCAAUGCACUCGAGGUAUGCUCUUUUACGGUAG